AUGACUGAUGUCACAGAAUCCCGGAGAUGUUUCCGUUGUUGCGUUUUAUUUAACACUGACGAUGAGUUUUGGCAUCACAUUCUAAAUGUGGAUUGUGAUGAUUCAAUAAGUGCCACCGCGGUUCAGACUUCGUUGCCGGGUAGUAUACACCCAAACGAUGAAUCACAAUCGGUAUGUGCAUCAGUCAGUAGCUCUUAUGUUGGUGGUCUUCGUGAUGAGAAUUUUCAGGCAAAAGAAGAUUUCCAAAUGAAGUCCACUUCGCCAGAACACCAGUGUAAAAUAGAUUCAUCUCCUGGGGCACUUGGAAGAAGUACAGAUACACCUGUGUUGAGUACCGAGUCAUCCUUAUUCUGUGAUGUUUGUCAAGUACCAUUUACAUCGAUUAAAAAUAAAGAAGAGCAUGAGAAUGGUAAAAUGCAUAAAAAGCAAAUUGUGUUGAAGUCAAAAUGCAGUAGUCAAUUGAAUAUCAGUCAGUCAUCAAGCGUUAUUGAUGACGUACAAGAAGGUUUGUCAAAGAUUCACAUUCACUGGCCACGAGCAACCCAGAGUUUUAUGAACACCAACUCACCUGUCAACGAAACUGUUGAUACCGAGCAACAACCCACAAUGCGAAAUAGUGGUCAAGAAGAAAUCAUCCGUCUCCUACGUCGAUUGUGCCUGACGGAAAUAUUAAUCCUACUUCGUGAUCUGGAUGGUAAUCCACAUAUCAGUUCAGGAAAUGAUUCACCUGAAACAGAACCGACAUCCAGUAUUAAUGAACGAGAUCUAAUCGAAAUGAUGAGAACUAUCUGUCGUGAGGAGUUGCGUGAAAUCCUACCGGCAGCUUUACAACAUGCUUCUCACCAGUCCAGAAAUGUCAACACGUAGUCUGGUUGUCAACUGCAGGGAAGUAAACCUCCUUCAAUUAUGU
This is a messenger RNA of Trichobilharzia szidati, 910 nucleotides long. The record is from the annotation of a GenBank genome assembly. Lineage: Eukaryota; Metazoa; Platyhelminthes; Trematoda; Strigeidida; Schistosomatidae.